Molecule: messenger RNA, 1845 nt
Organism: Trichogramma pretiosum
Lineage: Eukaryota; Metazoa; Arthropoda; Insecta; Hymenoptera; Trichogrammatidae
Product: pyroglutamylated RFamide peptide receptor-like
Exons: 12
Coding region: 391-1845 (484 amino acids)
Biological process (GO): G protein-coupled receptor signaling pathway
Cellular component (GO): membrane
Molecular function (GO): neuropeptide Y receptor activity
Source: RefSeq, a predicted model, not a curated record
AUUUUAACUACCUAUAACUAUCUGCAAGUGAGAAAUUUCUUCUGCUAACAACAGAUUGGCUUGUAGCCGCGGUGGUUUUAUGGAAUGAAAAGCUCGUCAGUUCGGAUUAAACUAGCUGAGUUAUAAGUCGAAGCGUUCAUCCAUUCAAAUAUAAUAUAAGUUUAUGUAGUCAAAAUAUAAAAUUAGAAGGACAGCGAUAAAAGAAAUAAUUGUGUAUAAAUUGUCAGCAUUAUCAAUGAUUCCAUACGUGGUUACUGAAUUUAAGAAGUUGAAUAAUAAACCCAUGAAAAAUGAAAAAAUUGGAAAAAAACCGUAAAUUUUCAAAAAUUGAUUGCUGUACAGUUUAUAACCAGCUUAUAUAGUGUAAUUAAAAAAGUUUCAAGCGGAAUAAUGGGGAACAGAGGAAUUUUAAAUAGGUCCGCAAAUUAUGUUGAGUCUGAACUCCACCUUCAUACAUUAUCGCAACAUCAAAAAUUACAUAAUAACAGUUUUGAUCUGCAAACAAUAAUAGAUAUUUUAAAUAAUUUUUAUCAAGAAUUUUAUGGAGAAAUUAAUUAUAUUCUUAUCUUAUUAUACAUACCAGUUAUAAUUAUCGCCGUAGUUGCCAAUAUUUUAGUUAUUGUUGUGGUUUACAAGUAUCGACAUAUGCGUAGCGUAACUAACUAUUUUGUUGUCAAUUUAUCAAUUGCUGAUCUAUUGGUGACCUUUAUUUGCAUGCCUAUCGCAGUUAGUCAAGCAGUAUCAGUUAUUUGGAUUUACGGCGAAUUUAUGUGCAAGUUGUUUUACUACCUUCAAGGAGUUGCGGUUGCAGCUUCAGUUUUCACCAUUACUGCAAUGAGUAUUGACCGAUAUUUUGCCAUAAGGAGUCCUAUUGUUUUUAGAAGAGUUUUCAAUCGUAAAAGUAUAAUAAUUGUUAUUAUAACUCUUUGGAUCAUCGCCAUGGCUAUAUUUGUUCCGAUGUUCAAAAUGGUUACUUUACAAAGUCCUUUUGAGGAGUUUGAAAACAUUACUUUAGAUGGUCAAUGGAGUAUUCAUAAUGGUUUUGAGAUCCUCAAACUUCCUUUUUUACAUGUAUGCUCGGAGAAUUUUAAUACUCAUGGUAUUUAUGUUCAUGUAUUUGGGACUCUGUGCUUUAUAAUUGUUUAUGCAAUUCCAGGGCUUGUUGUCAUCUUUUCUUACUCACUGAUGGGUCGUACACUGUGUACGCGAAGACCUCCUUUUGAUUGUGGAAAUGCAGAAAGAAGUAUAAGUUAUCAACAGGGCACUCGAAUUGUUCGCGAGAGAAGACGACUCGCAUGGAUUUUAUUGCUUCUAGCAAUUCUUUUUGCUCUAUGUUGGCUUCCGUAUCAUCUUCUACGGUUGUUAUUAGAUUUUGGAGUAAUAGAUAAAAGGAAGAGUGUUAUCAAUUCUUUAUCAUACUGUCUUUUUCUUGGACAUGCAAAUAGUGCCCUUAAUCCUAUAGUCUACUGCUUCAUGACUCGUAACUUUCGGCAAAGUGUUUACGAUGUACUAUGCCAGGGCACGAAUGGUAUUUCACGAUGCAAAAUUCAAAAAAAUGAUACAGUCGGAAUUCCUAAUAGUAGAAGCGUUCGAGCACAAAGUCACUCUCAAAAUUCGCAUUCAAAAAAAUUUUCAAGGCAAGAUUUGGAAAAAGGAAAAUUGAGUUCACAUCAAGACAUUGACCAACCAGUAUUGGUUCAUACGAGUGAUAUUAAAACACCUAAGAAAGUUAAGCAAAUUUAUACUUCUCGUCAUGAGAGUUCAGAACCGAUAAAAAGUCAGAUUCUUAAAACAAAACAAGAUCAAUUGAGUCAGAUUUUUGAGGAAGAGAUCAUUAUACACUAG